Messenger RNA from Diuraphis noxia (Russian wheat aphid), 1653 nucleotides. RefSeq lists its product as uncharacterized. NCBI's taxonomy places the organism in Eukaryota, Metazoa, Arthropoda, Insecta, Hemiptera, Aphididae. Gene Ontology annotation, cellular component: neuron projection membrane. The record is from RefSeq and is a predicted model, not a curated record. Gene Ontology annotation, biological process: synapse organization.
CGCACGAUUUUCCGCGUUCGUCCCGUUGCGUUAUCGCCGGCAAAGCUCACGAUACUAUCGCGUCACGUUUACGCGAAAAAAUCUUUUAAUAAAUUUUUUUUUUUUUGUUUUUGUAUAAAUUGAUUUUGAUAUUGGAGGCCGACACACGGUCCGUCAAGUCGAUUUCACAUAGAUUUUUUUCCGUGGUUCGUCGGUCGAGUGGUUAUCGCGUCUUCCACUUCUCUGCUCCGACAUCUUUCGCUUGGUUCGUCAUGCGGUAGCGUAUAGUGAUAGUGCCGUUAUAAUAAAACAACKAUUUUACGAUAUUGCCAAAUAUUUUGAUCAUCGUCGUGGUCUGUUUUCAAUCUAACCGUCUUGCACAAAUUAUUGCUCCUGGCGAAGAAAAAUAAAUCACGACGAUAAUCCGGACACAUCUCGUACACUGUUGCUAUUCGCUAUGCCAGUGGUCAUAAACAGUUCCAGUGGUCGUCGCAUAGCGUGAAAUCAGCCUACCAAACUUAUCAACGUGCAUAAUGAGGCCGUUCGUGGUCGGGGUAGGAUUGGCACUGCUGCUGGCCAUAAGUACGUUCCGUGAUGUCAUAUGCUUGCAAAAUGGUGAUGGGAAAAAAAACUCAGUACCGGAAACUGGAAGCAAACCCGUCGAAAAACCUUUGGCUCCUUUGCGUGGUAUCUCUACGGUGCUGCCACCGCGGAACACGUCCAACUCGACUACCAUGGUUGGUACCUUGACCACAACAGAAGUAUUGAACGUGACGCAAAGCAGCGCACUGGACGACACGCAACUCCAACGGACAUUACUCAAACCGAAAUUUUUGACAGAAAACUCGUCGACCGUUGUCGCGCAGACGGGAGCGUCCAGCCGGAUAUCCUGUCUCGUCGCCAACCUGGGUGACUGCGUGGUUUCCUGGAUUCGUAGACGAGACUACCGACUACUCACAGUCGGGCUAUCCACAUACACAGAAGAUUUGCGGUUUCAAUCUCUGCACCAUGUUCAGACUGGGGAUUGGACACUACAGAUAAAAUACGUUCAACUACGAGAUGCCGGUUUGUACGAAUGUCAAAUAUCAUCACAUCCACCGAAAAGCAUUUUUAUCAAUUUAAAAGUUGUCGAGGCACAUGCCGAGAUAGCCGGUGCUUCCGAGAAGUAUCUGAUGCUGAAUAGUCCUCUGCAUUUGGAAUGUGUCGUCCAGCAGAGCCCCGUGGACUUGGUGUACAUAUUCUGGUACCACGACAGCCGAAUGAUCAACUACGACAUCGAUCGCGGUGUGAACGUCACGUCCGACUUACCGAACAAGCACAGUGCAUUGUAUAUUGAACGCGCCUCCCGCGCUCAUUCCGGCAACUACACGUGUGCACCGAGCAAUGCGUUCCCUGCCAACACGGUCAUCCACAUUCUCAACGGUGAGAACCCAGCGGCCAUGCAACACGGACACGGACGAAGUCUGAACAUGCUUAGCUAUCCAUCCAUAUGGAUACUCAUACCUUCUUUAGUGAUGUUCCUCAACUUCAAUACAAAUUAAGAGCGCAAUAUUAUUGGUGUGCGACAGAAAGUGCGUGCAAAAUGAAAAACACUAUGCCUUUGUAAUAACUAGGUAUAUUAUUGUAAUAUUGAUAAUAAUAAUAAUUAUAAUAAUAAUAAAUAUAACAGAUUAA